This is a messenger RNA of Cicer arietinum (chickpea), 2525 nucleotides long. Its product is annotated as pentatricopeptide repeat-containing protein At2g33680. Gene Ontology annotation, molecular function: RNA binding; protein binding. The record is from RefSeq and is a predicted model, not a curated record. NCBI's taxonomy places the organism in Eukaryota, Viridiplantae, Streptophyta, Magnoliopsida, Fabales, Fabaceae. Gene Ontology annotation, biological process: RNA modification.
CGUCAAGGGACACUAUAGCUAUGGAAGAUAAUAGGCCUCACCACGUCAUAGAGACACAUUUGAAGUCGUUUAAAAUUGAAAUAUUUCCAUAAUGUCAAAUACUUCGAUGUGAGGUUUUUGAUAGUUUACUCAAUGUUUUUGUACUUCUGUGGAGUUUGUUUCUGUUGUUGCUUUCUUCCAUGGUAAGGUUCAAUGACUUUUCAAGAUAUAUUUCCUGAGCAGCAUCGUCAAGUGGUAAGAGACCUCAUCGAAUGUACUCACACCAAACACAUUUUCAAAGGUCAAUCACUUCACGCUCGCAUUCUCAAAACCGGUUCCCUCUAUUCCAUUUACGUUGCCAACACUCUCCUCAACUUCUACGCUAAAUCAGGUCACUUAUUACACGCUUACAACCUUUUUGAUUCUAUCAACGACAAUCACAAAGACGUCGUUUCAUGGAACUCACUCAUCAACGCUUUCUCCCAACACAAUCAUUCUCCUUCCUUCGCUAUAAACCUCUUUCGUCGUAUGAUGCGUGUCAAUAACACUAUUCCAAAUGCUCACACACUCGCUGGUGUUUUUUCCGCCGCUUCGAAUCUCUCCGAUGUAUCUGCGGGCCGACAAGCUCAUUCUGUUGCUGUUAAAACCGCUUGCACUGGUGAUGUUUAUGUUGGGAGUUCUCUUCUCAAUAUGUACUGUAAAACGGGUUUUGUUUUGGAUGCGCGGAAACUGUUUGAUAGAAUGCCUGACAGAAACACGGUUUCUUGGGCUACUAUGAUUUCUGGGUAUGCUGCUUCUGACCUUGCUGGUGAGGCGAUUGAGGUUUUUGGACUCAUGCGCUGUGAGGAAGAGAUUGAGAAUGAGUUUGCUUUAACUAGUGUUCUUAGUGCGUUGACGAGUAAUGAGUUUGUGGAUACUGGUAGACAGGUUCAUUCACUUGCCAUUAAAAACGGGUUGAUUUCUAUUGUCUCUGCUGCAAAUGCUCUUGUGACUAUGUAUGCUAAAUGUGGGUGCCUUGAUGAUGCGGUUCGGACUUUUGAAUUUUCGGGGGAUAAGAAUUCGAUCACUUGGUCGGCUAUGAUUACUGGUUAUGCACAGAGUGGGGACUCUGAUAAAGCUUUGAAGCUUUUUUAUAAAAUGCAUUCUUCUGGUGUGUUGCCUUCUGAGUUUACCCUUGUUGGGGUGGUCAAUGCUUGCAGCGACCUUUGUGCUGUUGUAGAAGGGAGACAGAUGCAUGGUUUUUCCUUCAAGUUGGGGUUUGGAUUGCAGUUGUAUGUUUUAUCAGCGUUGGUGGAUAUGUAUGCAAAAUGUGGUAGUUUAGCGGAUGCUUGUAAGGGUUUUGAGUGUGUACAACAACCUGAUGUUGUUCUUUGGACUUCUAUCAUAACGGGGUAUGUACAAAAUGGGGAUUAUGAAGGUGCUCUCAACUUGUAUGGCAAAAUGCAGAUGGAGAGAGUUAUCCCCAAUGAACUAACCAUGGCAAGUGUCCUAAGAGCUUGUUCCAGCUUGGCUGCUUUAGAUCAGGGGAAGCAAAUGCAUGCCCUGAUCAUUAAGUAUGGUUUCAAGUUAGAAGUUCCUAUUGGAAGUGCUCUUUCUGCCAUGUAUGCAAAGUGUGGAAGUUUGGAUGAUGGGUGCCUUAUUUUUUGGAGGAUGUCUUCCAGAGAUGUCAUUUCGUGGAAUGCAAUGAUAUCUGGACUUUCUCAAAACGGUCAUGGUAAUAAAGCCUUGGAGUUGUUUGAGGAGAUGUUAUUGGAGGGAAUAAAGCCUGAUCAAGUCACCUUUGUGAAUCUUCUCUCUGCUUGUAGUCAUAUGGGACUUGUGGACAGAGGCUGGGAUUAUUUCAAGAUGAUGUUUGAUGAGUUUAACAUUGCUCCGACCGUAGAGCAUUACGCAUGCAUGGUUGACAUCUUGAGUCGUGCAGGUAAGCUCAAUGAAGCGAAAGAGUUCAUUGAAUCUGCAACGGUUGAUCACAGUCUGUGUUUGUGGCGCAUAUUAUUAGGAGCUUGUAAGAACCAUCGUAACUAUGAACUUGGAGCUUAUGCUGGAGAGAAACUAAUGGAGCUAGGGUCACCAGAAUCAUCUGCUUAUGUAUUGUUAUCGAGUAUAUAUACAGCCUUAGGGAAGUGGGAAGACGUAGAGCGUGUCAGGAGGAUGAUGAAAUCCAGAGGGGUGAAUAAAGAACCUGGCUGUAGUUGGAUUGAGUUAAAGAAUUUGGUUCAUGUGUUCGUUGUUGGAGACAAUAUGCACCCGCAAGUUGAUGAAAUACGGUCAGAGUUAAGAUUGUUAACCAAAUUGAUGAAAGAUGAAGGAUAUCAACCUCUUUCAGAUUCAUUGCCUGAAACUAUCAAUGAUGAUUUUACAGAUAUUAUUUGAUACGUGUUCCCAUUUUACAGAUAUUAUUUGAUACGUGUUCCCAUUCUUUACCUAUAUAAUAUUUUCCGUUCAAUCCAUAGAAUGAUUUUAUUUUGUUGUAUGGAUUGGAAAAUUGGUGUGUGGUUUAAUCACUGCCAUUAUAAAAUAGCGUAACAUUAACUUUUGUUGAGCUA